UAUAAUCUUACAGCAAACCAAACAUGAAGAAAAACAGUCUGGUAAAUCUUGAUAAACUUGUAGAAGACUUCUCGCACAUAGAAAUGAAAAUAUCAGAACUCCAUGGAAAAAAUAACCUUCUGAAUCUACAGUUGGACAAGACACACAAGUUACUGACAAUAAGCCAAUCAAAGGAAUUUUCGGCUAAAGAGGAAUGUGCAGCACUGCAAACUGUGAUUAAAGGUCUCCAACAAACAAUAGAAAACCAGUGUAAUUUGAGAGAUGAAAAUGAGACGCUGAAGAACACAGUCCAUAUUUUGGAAGAAAAAUUGAAGGCCCAUGAACAGGAACACAAAAAUAUGGUUGAUAGGCUCUUCAAACAAAUGGAAAGCAAGGCAGAGGAGUAUAAACGUGAACAAAGGAAGCUUCACUGUGACGUGAACAAAAAAUUAGAAGCCAAAGACGAAGAACAUAAGCAGCUAAUACUGAAGAAAGAUAUGGAGAUUUUAGAAAUAACUAGUAAACUGAGAGCUCAAGAAAAGGAAAAACAGAAUGAGAUAAUUAAACUGCAAAUAGAGUUUAAUGCUAAAAUAGCAAGGCUUCAAACCAAAACACCCAAACCAUAUCCAAGUCCAACGGCGUUACCUCAAACCAUUUUCAGAAGGAAACUUCAGCAUCUUGAAGAGGAGAAGAAUAAGGAGAUUGAAUUUCUCCGCAAUACCAUUAAGGAUUUAGAACAGAGACUUGGUAAAAGACAAGAUUCCCGCUUCAGAAGGCACCAGUUUUAAGAAUGAUAUGAAAAUGCUACACGCUGAGAAACAUAAAAGACAAGACCACAGUGGAUUGAUAGAAACUUUCUUUCCUUUAUUAAAAACAUUAUUUUUGGCUGCUCGUUCAUAAACUUUCUAGUUAUAUUCUAAACUACUUUCAUGCUUCUGUGUGUUCACCAUAAAGAUAUUCAGGUUUUGUAGGAGACUUGAUUUCCCUAAUAAACCAUCAUGAACAACGGCAAGCACAAUGUUAGCAUUUUCUUUCUGUUACAUGUUUUCUUUCACCUCUGAAUCCUCCAAACCUGGCAUACAAAAAUUGAAUUAUUUGCAAAAAAGAGGAAGUAAAUAAUAAGAGAAGUAUUAUACCAGUUUCAUUAUUCAGUUAUAAAAAUUAACAUAGACAAUUCACAGAUCAACAGAACUUGGAAAGCUUAAAUCUUACUUAAAUCUGUUCAGCAAAGAUGUUUCUUGCAUUGUUCCUUCAAUAAAAUAUCCUUCUACUUGCUCCACCUCACCCCAUGCACUCUUUCCAUUCCAAUUCCUAAUGGCUAUGAUCCUUAGCUCCAGAAAGACUGUCUAAAGAAAGCUACUUCAAAGACAUAUACAAUUACUGCUAAAAGCCCCAGCUACAUGAAUUUCUAAAAAUGUGCAGGUACACAGUCUGUUACUUUGAAGUCAGAAAUUCCAAUAAAUUCCUUUGUGGAUGAAAAUGCAUUAUCUGAAAUACUUUUCAUACUCAAGCUUUUAAUAAGCAACACAUUCUAUUGUGAAGUUUGAUCAUAAAGUGGCUUUAUAGUUUUUCAUGAAAAACAAA
Messenger RNA from Anolis sagrei ordinatus, 1563 nucleotides. It is a transcript of the gene CCDC152, whose product is annotated as coiled-coil domain containing 152. NCBI's taxonomy places the organism in Eukaryota, Metazoa, Chordata, Lepidosauria, Squamata, Anolidae. The record is from RefSeq and is a predicted model, not a curated record.